Molecule: messenger RNA, 1531 nt
Organism: Lacerta agilis (Sand lizard)
Lineage: Eukaryota; Metazoa; Chordata; Lepidosauria; Squamata; Lacertidae
Product: zinc finger and SCAN domain-containing protein 2-like
Exons: 2
Coding region: 188-1381 (397 amino acids)
Biological process (GO): central nervous system development; regulation of transcription by RNA polymerase II
Cellular component (GO): nucleus
Molecular function (GO): RNA polymerase II cis-regulatory region sequence-specific DNA binding; DNA-binding transcription factor activity, RNA polymerase II-specific
Source: RefSeq, a predicted model, not a curated record
AGCGGAAAUCCUGAUGCCCGCAAGCAAGCUGUAUGUAACCUCGUUCAUUUAGUAAGAAGGCCGCAGGUUCGAUCCCCGGCAGCGGCGGCGAAAGAGACCCCUGAAAAAGCGGGGUGGAAGAAGGUGAUGGAAACAAUAGAAUUGCAAGAAGCCACCUGGAAUUUCAUUGAAAAAAAUAUUUAAAUGCAUGGAGUGUGAAAUGAGCUUCAGUCAGAAAGGACACCUUAUAAAACAUCAAGGAAUUCACACAGAGGAGAAACCAUAUAAAUGUAUGGAGUGUGGAAAGAGCUUCAGUGAUAGUGGAACCCUUGCAAGACAUCAACGAACUCACACAGGGGAGAAACCAUUUGAAUGCAUGGAAUGUGGAAAGUCAUUCAGCCAGAAAGAAACCCUCAAUACACACCAGCGAACUCACACAGGAGAGAAACCACAUAAAUGUAUGGAGUGUGGAAAGAGCUUCAGUGAUAGCAGAAUGCUAAGAAUCCACCAGCAAACUCACACAGGGGAGAAACCAUUUAAAUGCAUGGAGUGUGGAAAGAGCUUCCUUUUCAGUAAGCACCUUAAUGUACAUCAUCGCAGUCACACUGGGGAGAGACCAUUUAGUUGUAUGGAGUGCGGAAAGACCUUCAGUUAUAGUGCAAAUUUAAAAAGACAUCAGCGAAUUCACACUGGGGAGAAACCAUUUAAAUGCAUAGAAUGUGGAAAGUGCUUCAUUGAUAGUGGAAACCUUACAAAGCAUGAACGAACUCACAGAGAAGAGAAGCCAUUUAAAUGCAUAGUGUGUGAAAAGAGCUUCAAUUGUAGUGGAAACCUUAGAAAACAUGAGCGAAUUCAUACAGGGGCGAAAUCAUUUAAAUGCACGGAGUGUGGAAAGACCUUCCGUGAAAGCACAAAACUUGCCAUACACCUACGAAUUCACACAGGGGAAAAACCAUUUGAAUGCAUGGAGUGUGGAACAUGCUUCCGUCAUAGAGAAUCGCUAAAAAUGCAUCAAUAUACUCAUACAGGAGAUAAACCAUAUAAAUGUUUUGAGUGUGGUAAAUGCUUCAGUCAGAAAGAAUCGCUAAAAAUGCAUCAAUAUACUCAUACAGGAGAGAGACCAUAUAAAUGUUUUGAGUGUGGAAAAUGCUACAGUCAGAGUGGAAGCCUUAGUGUACAUCUGCAAACUCACACAGGAGAGAAACCAUAUAAAUGUAUGGAGUGUGGAAAGUGCUUCAGUCAGAGUGGAAGUCUUAAUGUACAUCUACAAACUCACACGAGGGAGAAACCUUUUAAAUGCAUGGAUUGUGGAAAGAGCUUCAUUAAUAGUGGAAUGCUUAGAAGACAUCAGCAAACUCACACGGGAAAAAACCAUUUAAAUGUUUGUUUGGUUGCAGAAUAAACCCAGGCAUAUCUGGAGGAUAUGGACCAUUUGGACUGCAUUUGUUCCAGUUGGGUUUCAGGCCUUGCCAUCAGACUGAAACCCACCUUGUAUCCCAGCAUGAAAAUGACCCAAAACACACGGCAAAGACAAGAAAGGAGUGGCUCAAGA